This is a messenger RNA of Calliphora vicina (urban bluebottle blowfly), 2571 nucleotides long. RefSeq names its product ubiquitin like 3 (gene UBL3). The record is from RefSeq and is a predicted model, not a curated record. The coding region runs from base 329 to 1720 and encodes 463 amino acids. Lineage: Eukaryota; Metazoa; Arthropoda; Insecta; Diptera; Calliphoridae. Gene Ontology annotation, molecular function: protein binding. The transcript has 5 exons.
UAUAUUAUUUGUGUAUGUUGUUUUUAUACCUAUAUCUUUUUUUUCAUUCAUUAUUUAUAUAUUUUUAAUUUAUCUACAUAUAGAUUUAUUCUCUUAUUCAGUUGGCAUUUAACAUAAAAUAAAUAAAAUCUCUUUAAUCUAUAAUCAAGUGUAAAUAUUACCAAGAAAAUAAAAGAAGAGCAAAAAAUAAAAAAAUUUAAAUAAUAAUUACAAAACGUGUGAGCUGUAGUAGUUCAAAGAAUUAAAAAAAGGAAAGAAAGAAGAAUAUUAAUAAUAAUAAUAAAUUAUACGAAUAUUUAAGAUUAAUUGAACGUGUGCUACGUGCAGCAUGUCGACAACUUCGUCCAUUGAAACGCCAACUUCACCAACGGGUCCACUACAACAUCAGCCACUGCAACACAACAAUCGUACACACAGUAGCCACAGUCAUCACACAUCGUCGCAUCAGCACACUACGAGGGCCAUUGUAGUCAGCGCUGGCGCUGGCCCACAUAAUAAUCCCUAUACGCAAACAACUACUACCACUACUACUGCUCCAGCUGCUGCUGUUGCUACUACGACUGCAGGCAAUCUAAGUAAUAAACGUUCUCAUUCCACUUCCUCGUCAUCGAACGGGUCUUCCUGCAAUAACGGCUCCUCGUCCUUUAAUCCAAUGGUCAACAAUAUGAUUUCGAAUGCCAGUCACAAUCAGCAGCAGCAACAGCAACAUCAUAAUCAUCAUCAGUAUAAUAAUCAAUCUUCUACUCAUUCACUUUUAACACCCUCAUCUUCGAACGCUUCAUCACCCUCUGCAUCGGCCAGUGCUUCUACAGCCGCUGCUGUGGCCGUUCACCAGCCACAAUACUCCCACAACAAUCAUUCAACUAAUUCAUAUUCAGCUCAGCAACAACAACAGCAACAACACCAUCACAAUAGCUCUUCUACAUCUUCGGCAUCGUCCUCGUCGUUUUCCCAUCAAAAUCAUUCUUCACAUUCUCAUACACAAUAUCAACAACAGCAACAACAACUACCACAGCAACAGCAGCAACAACAGCAUCCACAUCAUAAUCAUCAUCAUUUGCAAUUUGCAAGGCCAUCGACGUCAAUGUCAGCUCCUGGUACAGCCGCCACCUCUUUGUCGCAAAACAGCUCGUGCACACCAUGCAGCAUUAAACGUCAUACUACAGAUGUUUCUGUAUGCUCUUCAUCGUCCUCCUCUUGCUGUUCAUCGGCAAGCUCUAAUUCGGUCUCAGCUGCAGGUGGCCACAGUGCUGGCGUUGCUAGUGGCACUGGUGCUGGUGGUAGUGGUGGUGGCUCAGCAGCAGGUGUAGGCCAAGGAAAUGCCAAUAUUGUUACUCCGGCCGUGAUUACGCAAAAAUCGCGUACUAUACCCUCGGACAAGAUAAAUUUACGUUUAAUACUUGUUAGCGGCAAAACAAAAGAAUUCCUAUUUAAUCCAACAGAUUCAGCUGGUGAUAUUGCACAAACAGUAUUUGAUAAUUGGCCGGAAGAUUGGGAACGUGAGGCUGUCUCUAAGGCUGAAAUUUUGCGUCUCAUUUAUCAGGGUAGAUUUUUACACUGUAACGUUACCUUGGGUGCACUGGGACUACCUUUGGGCAAAACGACUGUUAUGCAUUUAGUACCGCGUGAUAAUUUGCCAGAACCCAAUUCACAAGAUCAAAGACAAAAGAGUAAAGGUGGUUCUAGUAGAUGCUGUUCAACGACUUGCUGUAUUUUGUAACUAAAUUAUAGACAUUAGACUUUAGCUUGAAAUUAUAAAUUUAAAAAACAUAAACUAAAAACAAAAACUCUAUCUAUAUACAUAAAUAAAUAAAUAAAUUAUAAAACAAUUUUAUAAUUUAAAUAAACAACAACAAAAAGAAAAACAAUAAUAUUAAAAAAAUUAAAAAAAACAACUUAAAAAUUUAGCAAAAUAUAAUUGAAAAAAAAAGAGAAAAAAACUUCAUUUGUUCUGUAUACAUACAAAAUACCAGCAUAACAAUACAAACAAAAAUACAAACACAUUAAAAUACACACACACACCUACAUUACAACAUAAAUGUUUUUAAAUUCAAAUACGAAAUAAAAAAAUUAAAACAAAAAUAAAUAAUUGAAUUUACAAAAGGAAAAAACAAAAUAAAUUAAUUAACAUAAAAAAAGCCAAUGCUUUAAGGGUUUAAAUAUUUAAAUAAAUAAUUGAAAAAUAAAAUUUAAAAAAAAGUAAUUAAAGCAAAUAAAUAUUUAUUAAUUUAGUUUUAAAUUUUAAAUAUAUUUCAUUGUAUGUACUAUAUAUUAUUAUUAUUAUUAGCAUUAUUAAUUAAUUAAGAUAUUUAUGUGAAUUUUUUCAUUUUUUAUUUAAACCAAUUUUUUUCUGGUAAAAAAAACCUAAAUAAUUAUUAAAAUGUUUAAACAAAAAAUGUGUAAUAAUAUUUAAAACAAAACAAAAAAAACAACAUGAAAAAAGAAAACAAAACUUAUAUAAAUAUAUUUAAAAAAAAAGAAUUUUAUGUAGAUAAUUAUGUUGAAAUUUAUUUUUAAAUGUUUUAAGCCUUUUAAAAUUUAAAUAAAUAGUAAAAUUAUAACAAAAAGAAA